AUGGAGCAGAAGUCAACAUCUCCUCAUAAACACCCUGUGAAAAGCAGGUCCAAAUCCACUGAGGAGAUACAGCAAGCUAAGAAGGCCUUCCACACCCCCCAGAAGUCCUUACCUGGUAGGCCAGAUUUGGAGAAAGUGAAGAUGUUCACAGCAGCAACUGUCCCAGAAGGCAUGGCAUCAUCACGUCCAAUAAGAAUAAUCUCAACUAGAACAGAACAAGCAAUCAACUGCAACGGUGAUAGUUUCCAUGGUACCAGUUCCUGUCAGGACCCUGAGCUGGACAUGCAUGGGCAGGGGGACACAGGCAUCGGGUCCACUUUGGACCUCAUCAGCUGCUGUGAGAGGAAUACCAGAAGGCCUGAUUCUCCUCCUGAAAAAUCUUGGCAUGGUGGAAGUCCUUCAAAGGUCCAAGCUUCAUCUGAGACCAUCAGUGAAGAGACAGGCAGAAUGAAAUCAUUCUUAAUAAAGGUCCUUAAGAUUCCGCUACUCUUCCUCCUCCUCUUCACAUUCAUAUGCUCCCUAGACACCCUGAGCUCUGCCUUUCAACUGGCUGGAGGUAAGGUGGCAGGCGAUAUUUUCCAGGACAAUGCCAUUCUGUCAAACCCAGUAGCAGGCUUGGUGGUGGGUAUACUAGUGACGGUCUUGGUGCAAAGCUCCAGCACCUCCACCUCCAUUGUUGUGAGCAUGGUGUCCUCUGGAUUGCUUGAGGUAAAAUCUGCUGUCCCCAUUAUAAUGGGAUCCAACAUUGGAACAUCAGUCACAAACACCAUAGUGGCCCUAAUGCAGGCAGGAGACAGAAAUGAAUUCAGACGUGCUUUUGCAGGUGCCACCAUCCAUGACUGUUUUAACUGGCUGUCUGUGCUGGUACUGUUGCCUCUGGAGGUGGCUGCAGGGUUGAUCAGUUACCUUGCCCAUAUGGUAGUGAAAAGCUUUGAGAUCCAGAGUGGAGAUCAAGCUCCUGAACUGCUCAAAGUCAUCACUGAACCUGUCACUAAGCUUAUCAUACAGCUGGACAAGUCAGUGAUUACUGGAAUUGCAAUGGGAGAGGAGAACAUUAGAAACAAGAGUCUGGUCAAAGUUUGGUGCAAAACAAGCUUCAUUACGACCACUGUAAAUAUGUCUGUGAGUGAAGGCCACAACUGCUCCUCUCCAGGGCUCUGUUGGCAAGCUGGUAAUCAAACCUGGGCAAAACAGAACCUCACCUCACAAGUCAAUGUUGAAAAAUGCAGGCACCUGUUUGUGGACUCUCACAUGUCAGACCUGGCCGUGGGUCUGAUUUUACUGGCUGCUUCCCUGGUGGUGCUCUGCUCUUGCCUCAUACUACUUGUGAAGAUACUUAAUUCUCUUCUGAAAGGCCAAGUGGCAAAGGCCAUUGAAGUCGCAGUAAACACAGACUUCCCAUAUCCUUUUGGGUGGCUUGCUGGCUAUCUUGCCAUGUUAAUGGGCGCAGGCAUGACCUUCGUGGUCCAGAGCAGCUCAGUAUUCACCUCUGCAAUGACUCCACUUAUAGGCAUUGGGGUGAUCAGCCUGGAAAGAGCUUAUCCACUAACACUGGGAUCAAACAUUGGCACUACAACCACAGCUAUUCUGGCUGCUCUUGCAAGCCCUGGAGACAAACUUGCUGCUGCCUGUCAGGUUGCUUUAUGUCAUUUUUUCUUCAACAUCUUUGGGAUCCUCCUGUGGUAUCCAGUGCCAUUCAUGCGGCUGCCAAUUCGUAUGGCAUCUGCCCUGGGCAACCGGACAGCUAAGUAUCGCUGGUUUGCUGUGCUUUACCUGGUUGUCUGCUUCCUUUUGUUGCCGUCGGUGGUUUUUGGCCUCUCCAUGGCUGGCUGGCGCACUAUGGCUGGAGUAGGGGCACCUUUCAUUGGGAUCACGAUCUUCAUUAUCCUAGUGAACUUGCUACAGUCUCAUAGCCCUCACUAUUUGCCCAAGCAGAUGCAAAACUGGGAGUUUUUGCCUCACUGGAUGCAUUCACUCAAACCCCUGGACAGGAUCAUCACCAAGGCAACUGUGUGCUGCACCCCUGUUCGGACCAACCUAGAUCCAGAACCAACGGCACACGCCGACACUCCGACUGUUGCCCCUGCAUCAACGGCUGUGCAAAGGAAAACACACUUAGCCUUUGAUAACCCUGCCCUUUCAUUUUGGGACGAAACAUCUCCACAGCCUCGCGUCUUCAAAUUACGAGGUCUGGAAAGGUGUAACAGCACUCCGCUCUAG
Molecule: messenger RNA, 2220 nt
Organism: Chanos chanos (milkfish)
Lineage: Eukaryota; Metazoa; Chordata; Actinopteri; Gonorynchiformes; Chanidae
Gene: slc34a1a
Product: solute carrier family 34 member 1a
Exons: 15
Coding region: 1-2220 (739 amino acids)
Biological process (GO): sodium-dependent phosphate transport; intracellular phosphate ion homeostasis
Cellular component (GO): apical plasma membrane; vesicle; brush border
Molecular function (GO): sodium:phosphate symporter activity
Source: RefSeq, a predicted model, not a curated record